CUGGUAUGGUAACACUGAUAUCAAAACAAACCAGAGCUGUGUUAUUGUUGUGUCAUUAUUACUGUCCAGUGUAACUUUUACCUGUGGAAGACGAAGCAGGGGACUCUGGUACCUGUGGCGGAAGGAGUUAGGUUAAAGAAUUAUAAUGAUAUACAUUCUUGAACCCUUCCCAGUUGACAUAACUAGUGUAAGAGCACUGCAUCUAAAGUGAGAAGACUACAGCUAGUGUAAGAAGACUACAGUUAGUAUAAGAAGACUACAGUUAGUGUAAGAAGACUACAGUUAGUGUAAGAAGACUACAGUUAGUGUAAGAAGACUACAGUUAGUGUAAGAAGACUCCAGUUAGUGUAAGAAGACUCCAGUUAGUGAAGACUACAAUUAGUGUAAGAAGACUGCAUUUAGCAUAAGAAGACAACAGUUAGUGUAAGAAGACUACAAUUAGUGUAAGAAGACUACAAUUAGUGUACGAAGACUACAAUUAGUGUAAGAAGACUACAAUUCAAACAUGUCUUUAGCAUCACAAAGUUCACCACUUCUCUCAAGAAUCUUAUCAUCAUCUGUUGCUGUUGCCAAUCAUGCUGGAAAGAUCAUCCGAGAGGUCAUGAAGAAGGGGGAACUAGGAAUUGUUGAAAAAGAGAAUGCACGUGAUCUACAAACAGAGGCCGACAGGGCUGCUCAGAGAUGUAUUGUCAGCUCCCUCAGCAGAUGUUUCCCAAAGAUCACCAUCAUUGGAGAAGAAGGGGAAGAAGAAUGCCAUGAUGCACACCAGCAAGUAUUUGACCCCACUGCAGAAAUUCCUGUGGAAAUUCAGUGUCCUCCUCACCUGGUCUCACUGGCAGAAGAAGAGAUUGUUGUAUGGGUAGAUCCAUUAGAUGGAACAGCUGAGUACACCCAAGCUUUCGAAUGCUGUAAGAGUGACCAUCAGGGGGUUUGUAAGACUCUUGGAGUGACGUGUGAAAGUCUUCUAGACCAUGUGACGGUCUUGAUAGGCAUUGCUACCGGUGGCAAGGCUGUCGGAGGUGUCAUCCACCAACCAUACUACAAUUAUCAGACUCCUGGGAGUGUGCUUGGUCGCACUGUCUGGGGAGUAGUGGGAGGAGAGGUUGGAGGGAUGUCAACAGUGUCUCCACCUGAUGGUUGCUUGAUCGUCACUACAACAAGGUCACACUCUUCCUCCACUGUUAAUGAUGCCAUUGAUGCCCUGUCCCCCAGUGAAGUAGUAAGAGUUGGUGGUGCAGGUCAUAAAGUGAUGCUCCUGCUAGAAGGAAAGGCUCAUGUGUAUGUGUUUGCAAGCCCUGGAUGUAAAAAAUGGGACACAUGUGCUCCUCAAGCUGUUUUAGAAGCUGCUGGAGGAACGUUGACAGAUAUCAAAGGUGUGCAGAUACCCUACCAUGCUUCGGCUCCCCACAGAAAUUCCACUGGAGUGCUUGCUUCAGCAGCAGGUCAGCAACAUGAGGUCUACCUGGCUAAGAUUCCACAACAUGUUAAGGAUAAUUUAAAGGCUUAAUCUCAAGACUAUGGUUAACCACUUCCUUGCUGUUCAGGUUCAGUACUUGCAUCAUACAUGGAGGAUUUACAUUACUUAAGAAUGACAUGUCUUUUUUUGUAUGGUUAACCCUUUCAUGGUCCACACCUCCAAAAUUAACAUUGCUCUCGGUGUCCACUUUUCUUCUUUUAAAAGUUUUUUCUUCUGAAAUGGUAGAGAAUUUUUUCUGAAGGUAAAGACAACAAAAGUACGAAAUUUGAUGGAAAACUUUUGGAAUUACUCUGGCAUAAAGAUAUCAGUCUUGGCAAAAUUUAUGCAUCAGAGGUUUUGCCAAUUGUUAGUUCUAUUUUUAGCCAUCCAUUACUCCAUUCUACUAAAUUCUUUUCUAUUUCAUUAGUAUGCCUCCACUCUUUCAACUAUUUCAACUACCCUAUAAGUACACAAAAGUCAGUAAUUUGGCCAAUUUUACACAAAACUAAAAAAAAUAUCAAUUUAAAAAUAGAGUUCAAAAUAAGCAAUGUAGACAUUCCAGGCAAUAAAACAGCAUUUCCUCUGUCCAUUAAUCACAUCCCCAGACUUUGUCUAUAUUGCACUAUGAUUGGCUGUGGUGGGGAAUGUAAUAUAUAUUACACUAUAUUACUAUGGCUUAAGGUGUCCCAAUGAUUGAAGCAUACCUAUUAAAAACUCAUUAAACAGCCCAGGGAUAUAAAGGGGCUUACCCAUCCCAAAGAAUUAUUGACAAAAAUUUAACAUUUCCACUACUUUGAACUCAAUUUCAGUCUACUUUUGGUCCUGAAACCAUUCAAAAUCAUCACUAGUAUGUCUUCCAUUCUGUCAAUUGAUACCAAGAAAUAGCCAAUAAAUCUAUAAAAGCCAUCCAAGAAAACACCUCAAAGUCACUAUUUUAAACCAUACAUGCAGUCAGAGUUUUAUUUAUCCCAUCAUGCAACACAUGGGGCAAGAUUCUUUUAUGCUGUGUGUGCUCACCACACAGACCUAUUCUCUCAUAUGUACACCAAAUUUUACCACUCACAGCUUAUGAGUGAGCUGAGCUCAUAACAUAGAACUACAUGAGGGACCCUGGCUUUAAUGAUACAGUUUUACAUGAUGGCCACUGGAAGGGUUAAUAUCACCGUUUUCUUUGUUUUUAUAAAAUUUGAUAGGGAAAGCUUCAUUCAGACAUAGGUACAAUGUUUUCAUAAAAAUAAUUAGAAACAGAAAGUUUGAUGUAGACAGAAAAAAUAUGUAGGUUGUAUGCUUUAAUUAUACAGAGCUUCACUUUUUUCUUCAGACACUGGAAAAAAUAUUCUUAUUCACCAAAUAGCAAGGUUGAUUAACUUAAAUUAUUUUUAUUAUAAUCAAAACUAACUGCUGAACCCACAAGGGUCAUCCAGCACUGUGCUUGACUUAACCCGUAAACGGUCCAAAUGUAUAUAUACGUUUUUUCAACAUUUAAAAGUAUGUAAAAAAAGUAGAUCUUCUUUUUGUUUUUUUACAUUUGAAAAUAUGUAAAAAAAACAUAGAUCUACUUUUGUAGCACUACACAUGUGAACGUAGAUCUGCUUGGACCGUUUACAGGUUAAAGGCUGAAGAAUUUUGAAGAAAUCUUUUGUUAAUGACUUAGUGACUGAAAAUCAAGAAGAGUUUGCUACAUCCAGGACUGUAUAAUAAGGAAGGUACUUGUCUUGAACCUUAUUAUUAUAUUUUAUCAUAUUCUUGGGAAGCACAAAACCCAUGGGGGAUUCAUACAAAGCCUGGUGAAUGGGAGGUAAUCACUGUGCACAAAAAAUGUACAAUAAUCAGAAAGUCAAUAGGAUGCACAACAUUCUGAGCAAAACUUAAGACUAGUAUAAGAACUAUAUAUAUUUUUUUUUUUAUUAUCACACUGGCCGAUUCCCACCAAGGCAGGGUGGCCCGAAAAAGAAAAACUUUCACCAUCAUUCACUCCAUCACUGUCUUGCCAGAAGGGUGCUUUACACUACAGUUUUUAAACUGCAACAUUAACACCCCUCCUUCAGAGUGCAGGCACUGUACUUCCCAUCUCCAGGACUCAAGUCCGGCCUGCCGGUUUCCCUGAAUCCCUUCAUAAAUGUUACUUUGCUCAGAACUAUAUACUUUGCAAAGAACUAUAUACUAGUUUUAAUUUUUUUUAUUUUUAUGGUCUGCUGCAAGGUAAUGACAGGCAUUCGUCAUAAACGUCCACUUGGAAAGCAAUGUCAGGUCCAUCCUUGACCAUUGUCAAAUGGUCCAGGUUGAACCAAAAAAGUCCUCUCCAAGUGGGUUGUAGGUGAAAUGUUCCACCCAUGAUAUCAUGACUUUUUAUUCUUUCUGUAUUAACAGGAAGUAAAAAAAAUAUAAAAGUUACAAAGUGAUUUAUAAAAUAAAAAUUGUAAGGAGGAUAAG
Molecule: messenger RNA, 3889 nt
Organism: Cherax quadricarinatus
Lineage: Eukaryota; Metazoa; Arthropoda; Malacostraca; Decapoda; Parastacidae
Source: RefSeq, a predicted model, not a curated record